Molecule: messenger RNA, 3243 nt
Organism: Aspergillus mulundensis
Lineage: Eukaryota; Fungi; Ascomycota; Eurotiomycetes; Eurotiales; Aspergillaceae
Product: PAP/25A associated domain family
Exons: 4
Coding region: 1-3243 (1080 amino acids)
Biological process (GO): RNA 3'-end processing
Molecular function (GO): nucleotidyltransferase activity
Source: RefSeq, a predicted model, not a curated record
AUGCCGUGGAGUCCGAGCAAAGAGGAGUCUUCAGAGACACCCAAUCGACCAGCGUUGACCUCACAACAGUCCAACUCUCUCCCUUCUACGCCCUAUCAACACGCGCGGAAAAUCUCUUUCCAUUCCAGAUCCCCCUCGCCCCGUCAUGGAAGCACGUCGCCACGGUCGACCCAUUCGGAGUCGACGCACAUUCCCCCAUCCGCCCGGAAACCGUUCAAAGGCUGCAAAUACGAGACUGCCAUGUCGUUCUUUCGCCGGAGAAUGCCAUAUUCAAUAGGUGCCGAUGUCCUGCCGGAGGAAAAGGAAGGGCUUAAACAACGGCUUCGGCCGGAGGAGGAAAGGAAGCUUACGGCGGAUAUGUUGGAAGUCUACGACCGUUUGCUACCAUCAGCGGAGAGCGACAGUCGGCGACGGAGGCUUGUCCGGAAGCUGGAGGAUCUCUUCAACCGGCAGUGGCCCGGGUGUGACAUUAAGGUCCAUGUUUUUGGUUCGUCUGGGAAUAAAUUAUGUUCAAGCGACUCGGAUGUUGACAUCUGUAUAACAACGACUUGCAAGGACCUAGAGCAUGUGUGCUUACUAGCAGAUGUUCUCGCAAAGAACGGAAUGGAGAGAGUUGUUUGUAUCUCACAUGCAAAGGUUCCUAUAGUGAAGAUUUGGGAUCCUGAACUCCGCCUAGCGUGCGACAUGAACGUCAACAAUACAAUGGCGCUAGAGAAUACACGGAUGGUUCGGACAUAUGUGGAAAUCGAUGAGCGAGUACGGCCGUUGGCGAUGAUUGUCAAACACUGGACAAAGCGCAGGAUACUCAACGACGCUGGUCUUGGUGGCACGUUAAGUUCCUAUACCUGGAUUUGCUUGAUCAUCAACUUCCUACAGACUCGAGAACCUCCGAUACUACCCAGUCUCCAGGCGCGGCCUCAUAAGAAGCGGCUGACCGCUGAUGGGUUGGUGUGCUCAUUCGACGAUGAUUUGGACUCGUUAAUGGGUUAUGGAAAACAAAACAAGCAGUCGUUAGGGGAGCUUUUCUUUCAGUUCUUUCGUUACUACGGUCACGAACUUGACUAUGAGAAAUAUGUUGUCUCAGUGCGAGAGGGAAAAUUGAUAUCCAAAGAGGGUAAAGGCUGGCAUCUACUGCAAAACAAUCGUCUAUGCGUCGAGGAGCCUUUCAACACGAUACGGAAUCUGGGCAACACGGCGGAUGAUACGUCUUUCAGGGGUGUGCACAUGGAAUUGCGCAGGGCGUUCAAGGCCCUUUCAGACGGUAACUUUGAGCAAUGCUGUGAGCAGUACGAGUACCCUCCCGAAGCGGAGCGCUCAUGGGAAAGGCCGCCUCCUCAGCCACGGCCGAUUGUCACUACCGCGCCUCCACCUUCUCGGGGUGGUCGUGGUGGUGGUCGAGGUGGGCGACAUUCGAAUCAAUACAACCGAGGCGGACACUCUGGCGGCCGUCGCAGCUCGAAUACUGGCAACAAGAACCACUUUCGCCAAACGAACGGCGGUAUCAGCGCGUCUGAACUAUCGCUCCACGCUCAGCAUGCACAGUAUCUGCUUCACGACCAUCUCUAUCAGCAGAUACAAAUACUUCAGGCACAGGAACAAGAACUGCGGUUACAAUUGCAAAGCCAAGCGCUCAUUACUGGGCGGCCACCGCCUGUCCUCAUCCGUCAGCCUUUUAUCCAGUUCCCAGUGCCCGCGCAGGAAACUUCAGCUGAUGAUGGCUCACGCUCACGGUCCGGCUCAAGAUCUGGUGCGGUGAAUCAUUCGCCUAACGGCGUACCGUCCCGGCAGAAUGUCUACUACAACUCGGCGUACCUUCCAGUUGCCGUACCAGGAGGGCCUGGAAGCAACACCAACCCGCCAUCGCCGGCCGGCGCCAUCGCGAUGCCUGAUCUCCGCCGUAACCCGCGUCGAUCAUCAGUUGCCAAUGGCUCUCCGGGUGGCUCUCUCAGAGCCCACUCGCAGCCCGCCCGCCCCGUCAACUCCCUUCCCAACUUUGCUCCUCUCUAUUCCAUGGCUCAACAUGCAGAAGGCUCGCAGUCCUCGAACCAGCGCAAUCCGUCUGGUGCCUCAGAUGAUUCACUGAGCGAGGAAGAUGGUACACCCAUACCCAACAGCUUACCCAACCGACCCUUGUUCCUGGACGAAGCUCGAGCGAACGAGUACAUGGCAUACUAUUUCGGCAGUUCUCCGCAGCUCCAUGCCUAUCACCAAAAUGCGAUGCUUUCACCUUUGUCAGCGUCACUUGGGCUUGCAAUGCCCAACGGUAGCGUUAUCCCCUUCGUUGGGAAUGCACAGGAUUACAUGUCCGCAGCUUCGGGGGCUGAAGCUUACGGCCAGGCGUUCGACAACGGCUCCGUUACAUCGCCAAAAUCCGGUCAGUCGCAACAAAGAAAGGGCUCGCGAACGGCGGCCUCGAGCGAUCGUGGCGGGCCACUCAUCGUGGAUGGGUCGGUGCCGCCCAGUGAGCAACGAGUCUCGAUCCCUACUGACCAUUAUGACCACUAUGGCUUAAUGGCUCACUGCCCAUCGAAUUCUGAUGACCAGAACACCGAUACGCCUGCCAGCGUGUCGGACUCGUUCUCUCAGGAUUUUCAAGAUAGCAGCUCAGUAGAGAUUGAUCCAACCCCCUUCUAUGGCCAUCAAGGGAUCGACUCGCAUGCAAUGGGAAACCCCGCCGAUGUCUUUGUCAAUGGCCACGUCAAUGGCCAUAGUGCGAAGCCGAGCCUACUGUCAAGUCGACUCCAGGGUCUCCAUCUUUCGAAUGGUGAGAAGACCGAACACUCAUCAAAACCUGCGCAAGACAAAACGAAGGCAACUUCAGCUUAUCAUGAGGCUGCGGAGAGGGAACCGCUUCGCCACAAGAUCAAUCACGCCGUGGACAAAGGACUCUCAACCUCGAGCUUCCCUCAUGCCACAGAGUCGAAUAUGGCGUCGCCCAACGGGAAGCGCCGACACCAUGGCGCCGAUGCGCCAGAAAAGAACAACGGGGCUACGCAUAAGGGCAAACCUAGGAAUCUAACAUUAUCCACCGGGCUAAAUGAUCAGAAGGAGCGGGCUGUCGGUGGACCGCGGAAGACGGGCUCAACGUGCCAAGACUCCAAUUAUACCCAUGCGAGUUCCGGAUGGCAGACGACCAAGCGGAAGAACAAAAAGAAUAACAAGUUCUCCUCGGACCAUCGCCAUGGACCUCAUAAUGGUGCGGAGCCCUUACCAGUUGACGAGUCUAUGCGAAAAGGGGGCUAG